AUGUCUCGCAAGCUCGCGAAGUCGCGAAACUAUGCUGCCAAGGGACGUUCGGCUGCAAAGAUCCUUGGAGGUACGUCGAAGCAUACCAUAGGCAUUGUGCAGCAGCGGCCGGUACCAACUGGCGGUCAUCUCUGGUUACGGGAGUCAACCAUGGGGUGUUGUUACGGCGGAGCAGUGCACAUAAGAGAGUUAGCCGUCUGCAAUAUUAGCUUGGUUGGAAUCCUUUCACAACUUGGGCACGCAUCAUGCAGGCCAUCGCUAGGUAAUAGAGCAAUAUCAUUCAUUUUCAUCCUGUUGGGUAAUAAGAAUCCUCCUGAAUCUAGAAUCGACCUUGUUCCUGCGGCCAUCCUUCAUCCCCCGCGGCAAGAUGGCGCGCGUGAUUCACGGUCGAUCGCUGGGUCCUUCUCUGACUUGCUUGUCCAGUGA
Blumeria graminis f. sp. triticale is the source of this 426-nucleotide messenger RNA. The record is from the annotation of a GenBank genome assembly. NCBI's taxonomy places the organism in Eukaryota, Fungi, Ascomycota, Leotiomycetes, Helotiales, Erysiphaceae.